UGUUGGGCAGGCAGAGGCAUUCAGAAGAGAACACAGGGAAGCUGCUUUUGGGGAUUGUUGAUUCGGUGGAGUCUGAAAGGCUCCCAAAUCCUAGGAACUUGGAGCGGACCCAGAACUCUAAAAGAAGCCCCAGGAGGCGAGGCGAGGCAAGUUCAGUCUGGUGCACUGCAGUUCACAAUUAUCUACACUGGGAACCAUGCCAAUCUCAUGCUUUCCGCUGCCUUUCAUCAACACUUCCAUGAUGAACACAGGGAAGCCGGAUCCAAGCAAGGUCGCCUUGUCUACCACUAUCGAUUAUGUUACAAAGAGGAAUGGGGCUCGGAACAUGAGAACGGUCCAAAUCCAUAGCUUGCCUAUUUGUUUUCCUCAGAAUUUCCCUUCAGCACUGAGAUUUACACAGAAUGAUAUUAAUGAAAAAAGGCACACCCUUGCUUCAGCUUCAAAAAACCAAGAGGAGAUGAAUAACAAAAUGAAAGAACACAUUUUGCCCAAACUUCAACCCCGACUUUCAAUGACAAUGCCUAUAAAGAAUGAGCAGAACGCCAAGAAGACUAGAAUGAAAGCCCAGUCAUCCAAGGCCUGGUUGGAUGAUUUUCGACAAAAUAUAAAGACCGUUAAAAGUCUCAUGAAUCCAGAGAGCAGCUCCAAGGUGGUGGAGAGUGACAAUGAAGCUGCAGAUUCCAGAAAAGGGGUUAGACAUGAAGAGUUUCAUAUAUUCUCACCUUUUGCUGGAGCAAGUUGUGAAAGGGCAGAAAAAAUCAAGCUGAUGGUCACUGGAAACAGUUAUCCUAAAGCCUUGGUUAAUAUAAUGAACAUGGAGAUGAAACUUACUGCAGAUAAUGACCAAAGACAUACUUUUGCAAGAAACUACUUCUGAAUUUAUUUUUUAAUAGGCCAUUUAAUGUUUUCUUUCUAUUGGAAUUUAGAAAAUACUUUUAGCCAUGUUAUUUUCAAAAUUAUGUUGCUAGAAAUCUUUAUGGGAAGAAGUAUAGGUUAGAUGAGAUACCAGCCUAAAUAAUCAACAUCCUCAUGAGCACUGGGUAUUUUUGCAUUCUUAAUUUCUUAUGUAUGUGACCUUUGACUAUUUGUAACAUGCUGUAAUCAUUAUUCAUUAUUCACAUUGCCAGGGUUACAAUCAAAUAUUGUACAUGCUAUGGAGGCAGAUUAAAGCCAGAAUAAUUUUCAUAAAAACAUAUUUUUAGAAUGUUUGCCAGACAACAGAUGUAUGUUAACUACUAAAUAAAGUUAAAUAAUAACAAUUGAUUUUUUUUUCUCUGACACAAUAGUGGAAAGACUUGAUUAGCUGUCUCAAAAGCUGGAAGGAAUCUUAAAGACCAUUGUUUCUGAGGGUGGUUGGGUAGAUUAACUGAGAUGAUGCUUUUCUGUAAAAUGAGAGAAUUGCAUUCUAUGGUCUCGAAAAUCCUUUAUAACUUGAAUUCUGUGGCCCUAUCAUGCUACGUAUUUAAAGCACUUUACAGGCUUCAUAAGGCAUGACAUAUAUGUCAAUUAUUAUCAUUAUCAGGUCUAGAUGUUCAAUUUUACAGAUGAGUAAACUGAGACCCAGAAAGGGGACACAUCUUGCUCAAAGUCAUACAGUUAACAACUGGAAGAGCCAGCCCUAGAACCCAAGUUUAUUGUUGUCUUUUAACUCCAAAUCCUAGGGUCUUCCAUUACUCCUGGCUCUUCCCAUUAGGACAAAGGGGCAUUUGGAGAAACCCAAAGCUCCUUGAUUUAAUGGAAAGAGUGUUUGGCCAGGAGACCUUGACUCUAGACAGAAAAGAGGCAACUUGUUAAGGAGAAAAAACUCUGGAAUGAGGAUCCAGAGAUUUGAAUUUCAAUCCCAACUUUGUCUACUCACUAUGUGACCUUGGACAAGUCUUUUUACUCCCUGGGUCAAUUCCUUUAACUGUAAAAUGAGAGUUUUGAACCAUACAUAAUUAAGGGUCACUUUGGCUUAAGAAAAAGUCUGUGAAGCUAAGCAAAAUCAAGGAAAAGAACUUGCAAAAUGAGUAUGUCAUUUAUGUGAGAGGUGAUGUGUUUGCAAAAGAAAACCAACAUU
Phascolarctos cinereus (koala) is the source of this 2059-nucleotide messenger RNA. RefSeq lists its product as uncharacterized. The record is from RefSeq and is a predicted model, not a curated record. NCBI's taxonomy places the organism in Eukaryota, Metazoa, Chordata, Mammalia, Diprotodontia, Phascolarctidae.